Messenger RNA from Hordeum vulgare subsp. vulgare (domesticated barley), 2917 nucleotides. Its product is annotated as phosphatidylinositol/phosphatidylcholine transfer protein SFH12-like. Lineage: Eukaryota; Viridiplantae; Streptophyta; Magnoliopsida; Poales; Poaceae. The record is from RefSeq and is a predicted model, not a curated record. The transcript has 12 exons. The coding region runs from base 240 to 2090 and encodes 616 amino acids.
AAGGCAGGCCGUCUCCCUGCUGGUACGUACCUAGGUAAUUCACCCGUCGAUCCGUCUGAAUCGGUUCUUGUUAUCUCCCCUCCAUCGGUCCAGGAAAUUUAAUGGCCGGCGGUGGUUGAUCGUUCAGGUGGUGGUGCAGCGGCGCUCGCCCGGCCGGCCGCCGUCCCCGCUAGCUAGCUUAGCCGGCGAUCGAUCGACCCACGAAAUAAGGCGACGACGACCGACGCCCCCGCCGUCCCAUGUCCGCGACGCCCGGCAGCGCCACCGCCGCGGCGGCGGAUGGCGCCGCGUCGACCCCGACCUCGCGGGCGCCCAGCAUGGCGUCGUCGGCGUCGCUCCGGCACCGCGCCAUGAGCGCCUCCUCCAAGAUGCUCCGCAACUCCCUGAGCCGGCGGUCGGGGCGGCAGCGCAGCAGCAAGGUGAUGUCGGUGGCCAUCGAGGACGUGCGCGACGCCAAGGAGGCGGCGUCCGUGGACGCGUUCCGGCAGACGCUGGUCCUGGAGGAGCUCCUCCCGGCGCGCCACGACGACUACCACAUGAUGCUCCGCUUCCUCAAGGCCCGCAAGUUCGAGAUCGACAAGAGCAAGCAGAUGUGGUCCGACAUGCUCCAGUGGCGCAAGGAGUUCGGCACCGACACCAUCAUGGACGAUUUCAUUUUCGAGGAGGUGGAGCAGGUGCUGGAGCACUACCCGCAGGGGCACCACGGCGUGGACAAGGACGGACGGCCGAUCUACAUCGAGAAGCUGGGCGCCAUCGACACCACCAAGCUGCUGCAGGUCACCAGCAUGGACCGCUACGUCAGGUACCACGUGAGGGAGUUCGAGAGGGCCUUCGCCCUCAAGUUCCCGGCAUGCUCCAUCUCCGCCAAGCGCCACGUCGACCAGAGCACCACCAUCCUCGACGUCUCCGGCGUGGGGUACAAGAACUUCAACAAGGCUGCGAGGGAUCUCAUCGGCCAGCUCCAGAAGAUUGAUGGGGAUAACUUCCCUGAGACCCUGUGCCGGAUGUUCAUCAUCAACGCCGGUCAGGGAUUCAGGCUCCUGUGGAACACUGUCAAGUCCUUCCUUGACCCCAAGACCACAGCCAAGAUCCAUGUUCUCGGCAACAAGUACCAGAGCAAGUUGCUGGAAGUCAUUGAUCCCAGUGAAUUGCCCGAGUUCCUCGGGGGCACUUGUGUAUGCGAAGGCGGAGGUUGCAUGCGCUCCGACAAAGGACCGUGGAAGGACCCUGAAAUCAUAAAGAUGGUGCAAUGUGGCUUGGGGAGAUGCGGAUUGAACAGCUCAGACCCUGCCAGUGCCGAGGAGAAGAUUGUCACCGAGGACGAGGCCGCACCGGCUACAAAGAAGCAAGAGUCGAUGCGCGCCGCCGACUCUCCCAAGGUGGUGCGCGACAAGAUCGAACACCCGCCGCAGAUGUCUCCCCUCCAUGAGGUGGCGAAUGAAGAGACGAAGGCUGCGCCUUUGGAUGGACAAGGGGGGAGCUCCGCGCCCUACGACGAUCUCUUCCCCAUGGUGGACAAGGGCAUGGAGUUCAACUGGAACGGCGAGAUGAGCGCGGAGAAGCUCGCGCUCGCGAGAGAUAUGUACGCGUCGCUGCCGGACGCGUACAAGCACGGCGACGCGGGGGACCGGCAGGUGGUGACGGGGUUCAUGGCGUUCGUGAUGGGGGUGGUGGCCAUGUUCCGGGUGGGCAAGAUCGCGCCGAAGCGCGCCAUGGACGCGGCCAUGGGCAUCGCCACCAUGGAGGCCAUGGCCAAGAACCGCAAGCUCCUGCAGGCCCAGGGGCAGGGAGGGGGCGGCGGUGGCCCGGUCGUGGUGGCCGGGGUGUCGACGGCGCAGUACGAGGCGCUGGCGAAGCGGGUGGGCGAGCUGGAGGAGAAGAUGGCCGCCCUCGGGUCGCGGCCACCCGAGAUGCCCGCCGACAAGGCGGAGCAGCUCGCCGCCGCCGCCACCCGGCUCGACACCCUCGAGGCCGAGCUCGAGGCCACCAAGAAGCUUCUGGAGACGUCGAAAGGGCAGCAAGAGGAGGUGCUGGCCUACAUCGAGAAGAAGAAGAAAAAGAAGGGGAUGCAGAACCCAUUCCGUUGGUAAAGAAAGGAUCGCCGAUGAACGACGGCCAGGCGACUGCAGGAGCAAGGAAGGGAGCAAGGCAAGAAAGAGAAAGUGAGAAAAAUGCACCAAAAAGGAUACAUUACAUACAAACAUACAUACAAUCUGGAAUGCCGAGGUUGAAUUGUAGUACCACAUUAGGCUACAAGAUUUUGUAUUUUGUUUAUCUUUGUUUAUCUUGGGAGCAGAGAUCGAACUGUUUCAUGUGAAAUUAGUCGCAGCACUCCAAGCAGGCAGGGCCUAGCUAUGCCGAUCGCGUCUUGUCGAAACAUAUUUCCUGUGUGUUUAGAAGAAUUGUAAGGCCUUUGUCUUUAUAAAGACUCUGCUCAGUUUUGCCCUUCUGGAGAAUGCUAUGUAACUGAAACGUGGGGACACAAAAUUGGUGAUGCCAUAGCUACAAGAAUUCUUUUGGUGAAACAAAUCCACCAUGUUCAAGUCUGCAUUGCGUAUGUACUCUGUGUUAAGAAAACUUUGCAUCCUAUGAAACUACAAAUAGUUCAUCAAGCCUAGUCCUGCGUAUUGUCAGGCUUGUGAUGGUGAAAGCGUGUAUGUAACCAAUAAGUGGAUUAAACAAAUUGCAGAACCAAGACAGGUUAGCAACGGCAUUGUGCCUGCAGUUCUGUAUUUAUAAGACAAGACCGGCUGAAACGGGUAUAAUUCGGCCCAAAAACACAUUUAUUUAUGUCAGGAUUUUCUGUCCAUUUACAAACCCAUGUCUGUCUUUUUCACAUUUGUCAGGAAAACGAACGGAUCAACCAACCGUUUACAUCAUCUCAAACGCCAUCUCCGGCAUCUCAGAAAAAGGAAAA